CCACCGCGCCCCCCACCCCCUCAUGCUAGCCAAUAACUACGACGCCGCUUCCGCCCAAGCCAUCGCCUCCCUCCCCGCCGCCCACGCCAUUGCGACAGCCAGCUACGCCGUCGCCGCCGCCGCCGCUGGCACCACCGACUCCGCCCUCCCACUAUCCACCCUCCUCCACUCCGCGAAAACCAUCGCAGCCGCCAUCCAACCCACCGGCAAACCCCUCACCAUCGAUAUCCGCGACGGCGCGACGGCUACAACGCCGCCCUGGCGUCUAUCAUCCAAGACCUCCUCGCGAUGGGCGUCCAUGUACAGUACCGCCGAGGCGGCACAGCGCAUCCGCACGGUGCUGCAGGUAACGCGUGCGGCCGGGGUGCCGGAUUUUGUGGUCAAUGCGCGGUGCGAUGCGCUGCUUGAGGGCGGGAAGCUGGAGGAGGCUGGGGCGACGACGGUGUUUGUGUGGGGCGGGCCAGCGCGAGGGGGGAUUAGUAGGAAGGAGGUGGGCGUGCUGGUGGAGGCGUUUGCGGGGAGGUUGAAUGUCAAGGCUAUGCCUGGGGGGAUUUCGGUGAGGGAGCUGGGGGAGAUGGGGGUGGCGAGGGUUAGUGCUGGGCCUGGGUUGUUGGUUGCGGCGAUGGAGAGGUUGACACGAGAAAACCCGGGGCUUUGUACAGUGCACCACGAGAGAUUUGCCUUGCUCCAGAUGGGUGCGUUACAAUUCACUGUGCCUUAGUUUGAGCAUCGGCCUCUUGAAGUGUGAAACCCUAUAGGGCUCAGUCCAGUGCUGGAUUUGUGCUUGUGGAAUUGAUCAACAGAUGAGAAGACUCGAGUCAGUGAAUAUUCGCAGGAAGACUUGUACCGAAUGGCGAGCUCUCCGAAUAUAAAGGUACAAAAGCAAGAUUCCAAGUCGUAACAUACAUCCCGGAGAUGAGGUGCUGUACACGAUGGGCAAGUCCCCGUCGACAUCGAUGCAAGAGACGUACGAAUUGGGGCUGAACGAUACGCUCGGUGAGGAACUAUUCGGUCUGCUGCAUGAGGGUCGAAACAUGUCGCCGGCCACGUGAAGUUGGUCGAUCAAUACCUAAUCAACCAGGAUGAAGCUGCGAAAUCAACG
Messenger RNA from Aspergillus saccharolyticus JOP 1030-1, 1102 nucleotides. RefSeq lists its product as uncharacterized. Gene Ontology annotation, molecular function: catalytic activity. The record is from RefSeq and is a predicted model, not a curated record. The coding region runs from base 23 to 721 and encodes 232 amino acids. The transcript is spliced from 4 exons. NCBI's taxonomy places the organism in Eukaryota, Fungi, Ascomycota, Eurotiomycetes, Eurotiales, Aspergillaceae.